UAUAAAUAAAAACAAUAAUAAUUUUUCACUAGAUGAGGGUAUUUUUUAUUGUCUAUCGGUUAGAAAAUUGAUCAUUUGUUUAUUUUACGGAUAAAUGCACUUUGGCUUUUUGAACUAUUGUCUUCGAUAACUACCAUUACAUUCAGGUGACAUAUAUAUAACAUGAAAAAAGAAACAUCUCAGUUUACAUUUAUGUAAAUCAAUGUUUGUGAACAGGUACUACUCUUUAAACAACAUUUCGUUUGCUUGAUCGGUCAUCAAGACAAAUUGGUACAAUGGUACUUGUUAAACUGACAAUUACAAUUUCAUUUUGGAUAUUUAUUGUAAACGGGUCUUAUCCUUUUGAAUACUACCAGUGCUCUGAGUUCUCUGAUUUGUGUUGUCCUGAUGGCCACAAAUGUACUGGUAAUACAGCUUGUGUAAAGAACUUGACAUACCCGACCUCAUCAUCAGGAGGGGCCAUUGCUGGUGGCAUUGUUGGAGGUAUAAUCCUUGUAACAAUCAUAUGUUGUAUCUCAGCUACUAUAAAAUCAAAAACUGGAAAGGUUAGCAGAGUCAUAUAUCCAAAGAGAAGAACCACCAGAGAAGCAACAGUACCAAAGAAACAACAACCGAGCUGUAGUAGUGGGCCUAUCACACGGCAAAAUGAAAUGACACUUCCGGGUUCUUAUGAACCUUUCAAUCCUCCUUUAUCUCAUCACAUAUAAACAUGUUAAAGUUUUUGUUUUGCAAAUUCUAUGUUCUAUGCAUAUUCUAAGAUAAAUACAAGGACAUUUGAAGUUCAAUAUUUUGAUAUAUUAAUUUUGCAGAUUAAUUCCCAUAAAUAAAACAAAUUGAAUGAAAAUUGAUAAAAAUGUGAUGUUUGUAUAACUAUUUUUCAUCUUUAUUUUCCUUUACUAUAAAGUUUGUUCUAUAUUCACAUAUGCAAUAACUAUGUAGACAGUUUAUUCAAUUUCAUUUUUCUUAUUGUUGAAUAAAAUGAUCAUAGCA
Mytilus californianus (California mussel) is the source of this 990-nucleotide messenger RNA. RefSeq lists its product as uncharacterized. The coding region runs from base 276 to 707 and encodes 143 amino acids. NCBI's taxonomy places the organism in Eukaryota, Metazoa, Mollusca, Bivalvia, Mytilida, Mytilidae. The record is from RefSeq and is a predicted model, not a curated record. The transcript has 4 exons.